AUGUUUAAAGUAUUCAUUGUAUUAAUAUUUAUUUUAAUUUCCACUGUUGUUCAUUCAUAUGAAAUAUCAAAAGUCACUCAAAAUGGUAAGACCCAGUCUAUCACUUUUGAACCAACUUCAAUGAUCUGGAUGCAAAAUCAAAUUCAAUACCAAGGAAUGUCAACUGAUAUUCAACCAUUUUGUUCACAAGGAGCUUCACCUAUGAUUUGUAAUCUCCCCGCUAUCCCUCAAUGUGAUACAAUUAAAUUAAGAGGUACUGUAGCAAUUGGAACUACAAACUUGAAUUUUAUUAGAUCAUUUAAUUGUACUGUAGCAGCUUAA
Molecule: messenger RNA, 321 nt
Organism: Cavenderia fasciculata
Lineage: Eukaryota; Evosea; Eumycetozoa; Acytosteliales; Cavenderiaceae
Exons: 3
Coding region: 1-321 (106 amino acids)
Source: RefSeq, a predicted model, not a curated record